This is a messenger RNA of Paramuricea clavata, 150 nucleotides long. The record is from the annotation of a GenBank genome assembly. NCBI's taxonomy places the organism in Eukaryota, Metazoa, Cnidaria, Anthozoa, Malacalcyonacea, Plexauridae.
AUGGCCAAAGUUUACGGACGCAAACGAAGAUUUUCGUCUCCGAAGUUAAGAGGCAGAAAGUACGAUGAUGUAAAAUAUGAAGAAAGGAAUGUUGGCCAUUUGAUAAGUUGCGAAAUAUUUGCUAUAAAAUCUCCGUUGAAACGUGUGUAG